Molecule: messenger RNA, 492 nt
Organism: Uncinocarpus reesii 1704
Lineage: Eukaryota; Fungi; Ascomycota; Eurotiomycetes; Onygenales; Onygenaceae
Exons: 2
Coding region: 1-492 (163 amino acids)
Molecular function (GO): acyltransferase activity, transferring groups other than amino-acyl groups
Source: RefSeq, a predicted model, not a curated record
AUGCAAGAACGGCAAAACGGCCAGAAGAAGUGGCUGGGUGGGUGUCCUGUGGGCGCGAUCAGGGAGAUACGGCGGAAUGAAGAUGGGAGCGUGGGGGAGAUGUUUGUAGGUGAUUUUAGUAUCACUAGGCAUACCUUUGCCGAGAUAAUAGAUGAGGAUAAGAGGGCGGAGAGGAAGCGGAUCAAUGAUGAGAAAGAGGUGGGAGACGAAGAGAUCAUUUGGACCAUUGGAGACUGGCUUGCGCAAAGUCACCAUGGAAAGGGAAUCAUGACCAUUGUCGUCAAAACCAUGGUUGAUUGGGCUGUGCGCAACAUGAACGUACACCAUAUUCGAGCUCUUGUUGGAGUCGGAAACAUCGGCAGUAGUCGGGUGUUUGAGAAAAACGGAUUCACUCUCCUCGAAACGGUUAGAGAUGCCUAUCCCCUUCCGGAAGUCAAGGGUGGAGGGAGGGCAAGUUUUCAUGUUUUUGAGUGGACUCGAAAUAGGACUUGA